This is a messenger RNA of Capsicum annuum, 870 nucleotides long. Its product is annotated as non-specific lipid-transfer protein-like. Gene Ontology annotation, molecular function: lipid binding. Gene Ontology annotation, biological process: lipid transport. Gene Ontology annotation, cellular component: membrane. The transcript is spliced from 2 exons. Bases 254 to 658 code for a protein of 134 amino acids. The record is from RefSeq and is a predicted model, not a curated record. NCBI's taxonomy places the organism in Eukaryota, Viridiplantae, Streptophyta, Magnoliopsida, Solanales, Solanaceae.
AUGUAAUUUUCAACUCGAAAAGAAAAAGAAUAUUUCCACCAACCCAAAAAUUGGUAAUCAUGAUCACUAGAAAUGUUGAACACAACUUGAUCCAAUUGAGAAUAAUGGAAGAAACCAUACAUUAUAAUACCCUCACAAAGAGCCCAUACAUUAUAUUACCCUCACAAAGGAAAAAACACACUUUAAAACCAACUAUAUAUCCAAUAACCAACAAAGAAAAAAAAAUUCAGUAUACUUACAAUUAUAUCAACAUAUGAAAAUGAAAGAAACAAUGUUAUGUUCACUAAUUGUUCUAGUAUUUGUCGGAUUUGUGACUAUGGAAAAUAUUAUCCCUUUGAAAUCACUUAUUUGCUAUCAAGCCCAAGAUUUAUUAUCACCAUGCCAACCAUUUCUGUUGGGUUGUAGAGAAAAUAUUACAGCAAAGUGUUGUCAAGGUUCUCAAAUGUUGGCUAGUCUUGUGAAAAAUAGUACAAUUGAUGAUGUUAAAGAUUUAUGCAAGUGUCUUCAGAAAACUGGUAAUUCUUCUAUAAUUGAUGUUAAAAAGGGAAGAAAACUUUUCAAGGUUUGUAAAAUCAAGAGAGUUCCUAUUGGUCCACAAGUGGAUUGUGACAGCCUGACAGAUAUGAAGAUUUCAAGAUUUGAAGAUCCGAAGAUAUGAAGAUUUGAAGAUUGUAUUAAAUUACAAUGAUGUUUGCAAUAUGAAUUAAAAAUGUAUUGUCCCUGCAUUAUAAUUGUAUCAUAAGUGUGUUGUAAGAAGGCAUUAUGGCUAUAUUAUAUGUAUUGAUGCUAAGAAAAUUGUGAUGUUUGCACAAUGUCCUAAAUAUGUAUCAUGACAGUAUUUUAAAUGAAUUAUAAGUGGCUUAAAGAAAA